Zootermopsis nevadensis is the source of this 1678-nucleotide messenger RNA. RefSeq names its product UBX domain-containing protein 4. Gene Ontology annotation, cellular component: endoplasmic reticulum. Gene Ontology annotation, biological process: ERAD pathway. Gene Ontology annotation, molecular function: protein binding. The record is from RefSeq and is a predicted model, not a curated record. NCBI's taxonomy places the organism in Eukaryota, Metazoa, Arthropoda, Insecta, Blattodea, Termopsidae.
AGUUUGUGAAAUGAUCCGUCAGGUGUUCCGUGACUGUGUGACACAUCAUAAAAUUUUGUGAAUGUGAUAAGCUAUUGCUUAAUUAAGUAGCGUGCAAAUUAUUCUGUUCUGUGUUUUAUAUAUUGUAGUUAUGCGGUGGUUUCAAGGUGGAAUAGCAGAGGCUGUCGCUACAUCAAAAACUAAAAAUGCUGUAUUUGUUGUGUUUGUUGAAGGCAAAGACGAAGCAUCAAAAAAUGCGGCAUCAGCGCUGGACGAUGUUGCAGUUUUGUCAAAAUUAGAAUCGGAAGAUUUUGUGGCAGUAAAACUCGACAGUGGAUCAGAAGCCUAUAAUCAGUUUGUUCAGAUUUACCAACUGGUACCUGUUCCAUCACUCUUUUUUAUUGGUGGAAACGGAGUUCCACUCGAAGUGGUGGCCGGAGAAGUGGAUGUGCCUGAAUUAGUGCAGAGGAUCGCCACAGUUCUAGAGAAAAGUGGAAAAGUUGUCCCAGCCGACACUCAAGAAUUGACUGAAGAGCAGAAAAUAGAACGAGCCAAAGAACUGAUAGAGAAGAAACAGAAACUGAAGCAAGAAGAAGAGGAACAGACCCAAAAGCAGAAGGAAGUGGAGCGCCGUAAGGUGGGGCAGGAAGUCCAGAAACUUCGCAGAUGGCAGCAGGAUCAGGAAUUAAAACAGCUGAAGGAAGAAAGGCAGAGGGAGAAGGCUGAGGAGGCCGCAGCUCGGGAGCGAGUCCUGAAGCAGAUAGCGGAAGACAGAGCUCAGCGAGCUUCGAGAUACUACGCCGGACUCGAAGGAAACAAGAAACAGGCUGAAGAAAAACUCAAGGGUCAGUCAGAACAGCAGGCUCAAGAUACUGCUUCAAAAUGCGUCGUGGCACGUAUACAAUUUCGCCUCCCAGAUGGAUCGUCGCAUUCGCAUAAUUUUGAAACCGCAGCAACUCUAGGUGAAGUGCGGUUAUACGCGGCCACGCAUCUCAACUUACCGUUUAGAGAAUUUGUCAUGUCGACGACCUUUCCUCGUCGUGAGUUUACCGCCGCUGACGACGGUCAGACCGUCACAGAACUGCAACUGGUGCCAACCGCCGUGAUUUUAAUUCUUCCGGCUACAUCAGGUAACGCGAUCUCGUCGUCCCAGAGUUACGGUAGUGCCGUCUCACGCAUGUUGUGGUCUGUGCUGACACCUUUCUUCUCCAUACUGAACUACGUAAGAAACCUGGUUUUCGGUGGCGGAGGCGCGGUCGGUGGCGACGGGGGAGCCAGAAAUUCGCGACGGUCAUCGCUCCAUGCUGCGUCAGAGCAGAGUCCCACAGGAGCAAGGCGACGAGUACGAACCACUGAAACUACGACCGUUCAUCGCCAGGGCAACGUACACCGUCUUACGAACCGCCAAGACGCAAGCGACGAUGAGAACAACACUUGGAACGGAAACUCGACUCAACAGAUGUGACGUGUCGUACUCGUUCGAAGUUCAGCUUUAUUUUUUUCUAUGCCCCCUGCCCCCUCCUCGAUAUCCUUCUGUCUGUGCGACGUCACUCCCGUUCCUGUGAUUCCAUCUUUUCUCUUCCAUUUUUAAAUGGAACGCACUUCAUUUCCCACUCCUCUUAAUAUUUGAGAUUUUUACUUCAAAAUUUUUUUCUGUAAUUACGUGUCUUAGUUUGUAUUCGUGGUAUUUUCAUUCUCA